AUGACUAUGAUAGCAACCUGCGAACAGAUCGAUGAAUCCUGGGGCCCGUGGGCACAGAGCUGCCGCGGUGGCUUUGAUUUCACCCUUACCUUUGAGGAUACCAUCCUGAUCAUUCUGCCCAGUAUCAUCUUCAUUGUCGCUUCCCUCAUUGGCGUGCUUUGCGGAAGGGAGCGGAGGCAGCUCUUACAUGCAACACCUUAUCUGAGCACCUGCAAACCGUCUUUACACUGUGUUACGAUUGGCCUCGCUGAUAUUGUGGUCGAGAACUCCAAUUCGAGUCCGCACCAGUAUCGCAGCGGAGGUUAUAUACUUCGUAACAGCGUUUCCCUUAGCGUGGUGGUCGUAUCGAUUGCACCGCACCGCGGUCGCACCCAGUCUGUUCCUCAGUCUCUUCCUUUCAGUAACAAUCAUCUUUCAAGCGGCCCGGACGAAGCCCCAUCACUUGCCUACCGCGGCACUGGCAACGCUUUCGAGGGAGCAGCUAAGCGGGCUCUAUGGUCGGGGCCUAUUCCUCUGGCUAGCGCGUACACUGUGGGAUGCGAUCUCUUUGGCAUGUAUGAUGCCGCCACGGCGGGCCAUUACAAUACUCGAUUUGGUCAAUAUUCUCGCUUGAGUCAGGUGCAAGGAUCCAAAGCAACUUCUCUGCUACGAGCCCUUUUUCUAACACUACGCAUUGAACUGCUGAUACCUGCCCUGCCGCGUGGAGUAAUGAUUGCCGUGACCCUUGUCCAACCUCUGCUACUUCAGCGCAUACUAGACUUUGUCCAGGGCGAAGGGUACAGCGAGCGGAUGAGUGUGGGUUACGGAUUGAUUGGGGCAUGCGCGUUGCUUUACGGUCUCACAUCCAUGUUCAACGCAUGGUAUGCACACGCGUCAAAUCGCCUGGCGUUGCAGAUCCGCAACGUUCUGGUUGAUGCCAUCUAUAGCAAGUUGCUCCGCUUGCCAAUUGCGAAAGCUGACCCAGGCCUUAUCACCACCCUGAUCAACGUAGAUAUGGAACAUAUCAUUGAGGGUGCGCGUGUGAUUCAUGAUCUCUGGGCUGCUGUGAUCUCCGUCGGUGUAAGCCUGUAUAUGAUUUACUGGAAGUUAGGGCUAGCUCCGGUCAACCAUGACCCUGUUGUCUCACUACAAGGAAGUAAAGAUGUUGGGACUUGCCGCCCAAUAUAUGAAGGAAUUGAAGAGACUAAGGAUCGUCGAAGUUCACCUGGCACGCUAAUCUGGUCUAUCUUAUCGACUGUCCCAGCAUCAGCAUCUUCUCAGAUAGCUCUCGUAGCAGCAUACGGCGGGUUUGCUAUUGUGUCAAGGACGCGCGACGAAGUGAUGACAACUGAUACCAUGUUCACCUCUUUGGCUCUGCUCCAGAUUUCAACAGAUCCUCUAUUUAUGCUGAUACAAGAAACCCCAUUACUGGUUUCAGCAUACAAGUGCAUUCAGCGCAUCCAGUCCUUUUUAGAAGAACACUCAUCUAUGCAAGCCAAGGGCACUCUGUCCCUACAAGAAACGGUUGAUGCCCAUGGAAAGGAUAUAUUUGAGCUCAACUGCAAACCCUUACCAGAUGCUUCUGUGUCACUAGAUGGAGAAGAGUGUGGCACACUCAUUAAAUUUCACAAUGCGUGUUACUCUGGGGGGAACACCGAGGGAGAGGUUUUGCUAUCCGACCUUACGCUCGUCAUCCGUCAGGGUAGUGCGGUCAUCGUAGCAGGAAGCAUUGGUUCCGGGAAAUCCUCUCUGUUGAAAGCAAUCCUCGGCGAGCUCUGCUUCGUGUCCGGAUACAGCUACGUCCGUCCACAUCUACGUAUGGCUUAUUGUGCUCAAGAGCCCUGGCUUCUUAACGACACUAUUCGCAAUAACAUCCUUGGUGGCCGUGCGAUGGAUUCUGGAUGGUACCAGCAGGUGCUGGAGGCUGUUCACCUGCUUCCCGAUCUCGACAGUCUAUCAGAGAGGGACAGCACGAUCAUCGGCCACGGGGGCUCGAGAUUGAGCGGCGGCCAGCGUCAAAGAAUUUCGCUUGCCCGCGCUCUGUACUCCCGGCCCCAACUGCUUCUGGCUGACGACAUACUGAGCGGCCUGGAUAAGAAGACGGAACAAGGAAUUAUCGGAGCUGUCUUCUCCCCAUUUGGUCUCCUGAAGCGCCUCGAGUGCACUGUUGUCCUUGCCACUCACUCCGAUCUGUGCAUAUCCAAAUUUGAUGAUGUCAUUACUAUGGACCAAGGCCGUAUCCUCUUUCGUGGUUCAUCUAAGAAAACUUCCAAUAUUGAAGAAAUGAUUGGAAACAGAAACCUGGGGGGUAAUGAUAACUUUGAGAAUUUGAAAACAGCCUCCACUCCUACAGAAAGUAUCACCGUGGCUAGCGUGGAUUCAGUGGCUCGCAGCCUACCUGAUGAGGAUGAAAGCGCGGCCACAGCCCCAUCAGACUGGUCGAUUUAUCUUUUCUUCGCCCGCUCAAUGAGUGUCACCGGCUUUCUGGUCUUUGUGGCUCUGGCAAUGGCAAUUGGGGCAGAGCGCUCCUUCGAAAGUGUCUGGUUGCAGGAUUGGGCAGAGUCAAAACAUCCAGACCACGUGGCUUAUUAUGUUGGUAUCUUCACAGGCUUAGUAGUAGGAGGAUUGAUCCUCCUCUAUAUAACUUGCUGGUCCGUCCUCAUUACUCUCCGGUCUAUAUUGGUUACCCGCUUACAACCAGGGUUUCCCAACAGUGUUUUCUUCGAGUUUCUGAUGACUUCAUCUUCUAUUGGCAUCUAUGGGGAUCAAUUUAUUCAAGACAUCAUGUUGUUGGACAACGACCUCCCCAUGGCUUGGUUGAACACCUUCACAGCACUUUGCGCCGCUCUCGGUGAGACAAUCAUUGUUCUCUUAUCCUCUAAGUACCUGGUGAUCUCCGUCCCAUUCCUGGUAGGAGGUCUGUGAGUGUUGCAGAGGUUUUACUUGCGCACCUCGAAGCAGCUCCGGCUCAUGGACAUUGAGUCCAAGGCUCCGCUCUCGGGUUUUGUUAAUGACACCAUUUCUGGUCUCUUAACCGUUCGGGCUUUUGGUCGAAUAGAUGAGUUUCAAUGCCAGGCCAGGCAACUCUUGCAGACUUCUCAGGCGGCCAACUAUAUGCUCCUUUCCAUACAGGUCUGGCUGAAAAUGAUCCUAGACUUUAUCGUCAUGAUCCUUGCAGUAGCGGUCACCGGCCUCGCAGUAGGCUUGCGAUCACAACGAUCAGUUGGCUUUCUGGGUCUAGCGUUGGUUAACCUUAUUUCACUCAGUUCUACUAUACGUUAUGUUAUGACUUUUUGGGUCGAUUUGGAGACUUCUAUCGGGGCUGCGGCCCGAAUUCGUCAAUUUAACAUCAGUAUGACACCGGAAGAUGACCCUUCCAACCGGCCUGAACAUAAAGCAGGGUUUGCAAACGGCAACGUUGCAUUCCAGGACGUCUCUGCCGUCAACGGAACUAGUGGGGACAUGAUCCUGAAGGAUGUCACCUUUUCAGUUCGGGAAGGACAGAAAGUGGCCAUAUGUGGCCGAACUGGCAGUGGUAAAUCUGCUCUUCUGGGAACGCUGCUACGGUUGCUGGACAUUCAGCGUGGCGUGGUGACUGUCGGCGAUGAACCCAUUACAGGCUUCAGUCGGGAUUCUAUUCGAGGCAGUUUCCUCAGCCUGCCACAGAAGCCUUUACUCUUCGCCAAUUCGGUUCGCUAUAAUAUGGACCCCUGGGGCCGGCAUGCUGAUUCACAGGACUUUGACACCUAUGCUAGAGAGUCCUUGCAGCAAGUGGGCAUCUGGGAGGUGUUCGAGCAGCUUUACCACCAAAGCCUCUCGGACGCAGGGGCCCACUUUCCCAUACCGAAAUCGGCUCUCGAUCUUGACAUUGAUACCGACGGGUCACUCACACCAGGGCAGCAGCAACUAUUCUGCUUGGCGAGGCUGCUUUGUCGUCUCCGUCAGGAAAGUUCCAAGUUUCCGGUCAUUCUCCUCGACGAAGUCACCAGUUCUGUUGACCAGGAGACAGAACGUACCAUGCGAUGCCUCCUGCGCAACAGCCUGCAAAAACAUACCGUGCUCGAGGUUAUCCAUCGCUUAAAGAAAGACGCUGUUCGUGAGGAUUAUGACCUCGUACUGGUCCUCGACCAGGGACAGAUAGUCGAGUUCGGCCCUCCGGCUGCGCUUCUUAAUACGCCAGGUGUAAGUUCUUCCGGUUCCUCCUUGUAUAUCGUCGAUAAUCUUAUUGACGUUCGCUGUAGCAUUGCUCUUUUGCUUCCCGAUUGGCGUGAAAAGAGAGGUCUUGCUCAAUGGAUGGAGAAGACAGAAUUGUGA
Messenger RNA from Aspergillus niger, 4293 nucleotides. RefSeq lists its product as uncharacterized. Gene Ontology annotation, cellular component: membrane. Gene Ontology annotation, molecular function: ATP hydrolysis activity; ATP binding; ABC-type transporter activity. The annotation marks the transcript as partial. Lineage: Eukaryota; Fungi; Ascomycota; Eurotiomycetes; Eurotiales; Aspergillaceae. Gene Ontology annotation, biological process: transmembrane transport. The transcript is spliced from 17 exons. The record is from RefSeq and is a predicted model, not a curated record.